AAGAAACAUCCGGGUCUCUCAGGUUCCUGUCUGGCGACCCGUCGCCAUUAGUGCAAGCUCGUUUUGAAGGAUAUAUUUUUUUGGCUAAAAUCUCCGAACUUUUAGGUUUUCCAGCUCUUGGAAAACAUUUAUCGCCUUGUUAAGGGCAUAUUGUUUUCCUUAGCGAGUAAAAAUCCUAAAUUCGGGGGGUCUUGGCCCCGCGUGACGAUUUUUCGUCCUCACUUCCAACUGCUCCGAUAACUUGAGACGCCGAAACCGUGUCUCUUAUUUUUUCUCGUGUUUGUUUUAUGGUCAAGAUGUCGCCGUGAUGGGGUCUCCGCGUUUGACAGAAAUGAAUCAGGGCCUUCGUCGCCUGACCCGCACUCACUGCAGCCCGCUUUCCUUCUCCGUUUUUCCUUUUUAUGCUAGAGAGCUCAGCGGCUCUCUGCCCGGAGCUCGGCCUCAACACCGCUCACUGCACGGAGACAAACAUGGAGAAAAACCCCAACAACAGCAGCAGCACCAAGGUUCCGCCCCGUUCCAGCUCCACAGGCCCGGCACCGGGCGAAUCUAAACCCAAAACAGAAGGUAAAAAUAAUGGAGGCUCCAAGCGUUACAGCCGCAAGCGUGAGCCCUCCUUUCCUAAAGCCGACAGUUUCCCCGGCCCUCGCCGCACCAAUUCACAGAAAAGCAAGAAUUUUGACAAGAGACCCCCUCAGAGAGGUGGAGGACGACAGUAUGGAGUUACAGGUGGAGGACGACGUGAGGAGGUAGCAGAGACGCGCCGGGCCGAGUUCAGCCCGGCUCAGUUGGCAGGACCGAAAAAAAUAAGCCUGAACCACCUGCUGAACUUCACUUUUGAACCCCGUGGAGGUAACAGUGGCGUUGGAGACGGAAGCCACUCCUGUUGGGGCCGUCGAAACAAAUGGGGCCACAAGCACAAGCCCUUCAACAAGGAGCUUUUUCUGCAGGCCAAUUGUCAGUUUGUGGUGACUGAUGACCAGGAUUACAAGGCUCACUUCACUGAUCCAGACACUCUGGUCAACUGGGACUGUGUGCAACAAGUGCGCAUCUAUAGCCAUGAGGUGCCAUCGUGCCCCAUCUGCCUGUACCCUCCUGUGGCAGCCCGCAUCACCCGGUGUGGACACAUCUUCUGCUGGCCGUGCAUGCUGCACUACCUGUCUCUUAGUGACAAGACCUGGUCCAAGUGCCCCAUCUGCUAUGAGGCAGUGCACACAGCUGACCUGAAGAGUGUGGUUGCUAUGGAGACCAGACAGUAUGUGGCUGGUGACAAGAUCACCAUGCGCUUGAUGCGAAGAGAGAAGGGGGCUCUGGUGGCCCUGCCUAGCUCUCAGUGGGUGAAGGUGGAGGAGCCUGUUCGUUUUGGAGAUGCAUGUUUGAGUCCAUAUUCCAAGCUGCUGCUGACCUCCCCGGCACAGGUCCUGAACCUGGUGGCAGAGGAGAAGGGAAUUCUUCAGGCUCAGCUUAGCCAGGAAGAGGACGCUCAAGGGUGCUUCAUCCAGAGCGCCCUUUGUCUUUUACAGGAACAAGAGGAAAAGCUUCUGGAGCAGCAGAAGGAGAAUGCAGACAGCCUCGACUUGUCCUCUCUGACUAUGAAAGAACCUUCUUCUCCUGUGGAAGAAGGGGUGACUAACAUCAGCAGUGCCAAGCCCGUGCUGCAAUACGCCUCAGCAUUUGAUGACGAGGUGGCAGAGUUUCCGGAAGAUGCUGAUGCAGAACUGCCAGGCUUUCCCGAAGCCAUUCUGGAGAGUGUGCUGGAGGAACCUCCUGCAGCUACAGGGGAUUCCACCUCAGAGCUCCAGCUUGAAGAGGAGAGCCCGGCCAUCCAGGCAGAGUCAGGCCGGCCCUCAGCCAGUGUGGUGCCCGGACCUUAUUACUAUUUCUACCAAGCUGACGACUGCCAGCAGAUGUUCCUGCAUCCUGUGAACGUGCGCUGCCUGUUACGUGAAUACGGCAGCUUGGAGGCCAGUCCUGAAUCCAUCACCGCCACAGUGGUGGAGAUAGUGGGGCAGACAGUCACAGAGGAGAUCCGCCGCCGGCAUCGCUAUCUGGCUCAUCUUCCACUCACGUGCGAAUUCAGCAUCUGUGAGCUAGCACUGCAACCACCAGUCCUGUCCCAGGAAACUCUGGACAUGUUUGCAGAUGACUUGGAGAAAAGAAAACGCCUGAGGCAGAAGAAGGCAAGAGAUGAGAAACGCAGAGAGAAGCGAAUUGAGAUUGAGGAGAACAAGAAGCAGGGUAAAUAUCCUGAGGUGCAUAUUGGACUGGAGAACCUUCAGCAUUUCCCAGCAUUCGGCUCUCCACCUCACAACAGCAGCCCCCCGAUCCAACCUGACUUCACCUUUGCGCCUCCUUCGCCCCUCAGCAGCAGCCCUUCCUCUGAUGGAAUGAAAUUCUCAAGUCUGAAUACGCCGUCACCUGUCGUGGGUAGUGUGGAGGAUGAGUCCCACUGCAUGUCCUUUGCACAGAUGCUAAGAGAUGGGAAAGCAAGAGCUGAUGCUGGGCCCAGGAUCACUCCAAAGAAAGGUAAUGCAGAUAAGCUGCUCGCUCCCCCAGCAGCGGACAGCGAUGGUGAGAGCGACGGCUCAGACCGUGUCCCAGUGCCCAACUUUCAGAACUCCUUCAGUCAGGCUUUAGGGAAGGCACUUAUGCAGUUGGACAGUGGUCCAGUUUCUUCUCCACAACCUGUGGUUGAACCAGAUGAAAAAGGAGGAAAAAAGAAGAAGAAAAAGCAGAAGCUUCUGUUCAGCACAUCCAUGGUUCACACAAAGUAGACAACACUGAAGUUCAUUUAAUCAUAUUGUUUCUCCCCCACUGCUUGUGUUUUCACUUUCACGCAGAUCUUUCUGGAACUAUAAGCUAUGGAAAAGGAUUUGAGUUCAUGCUGCUUCAAACAUUGUUCCACUGGCUUCAUCCCCUGUUCGAGCUGUUUGAGUGUCUUUCCAUCAGUUUAACUUGCAUACAUUUCUGUUGUACAACAAGGCCAAAGCUUUGCACCAUCAUGCUCGUGUCACAAUGAAAGCCUUAUGAGUCAAUUUUAGUUAACAUUCUAAGUAUUACACGUGCUUCAGGCUAAUGUAACUUCCAUGUACCUGAGUGCAUCAUGGGGUCUAUUGUAGGAAACUGCCCCAGAGUGUUGCGUCUUGGGCCCUGUUCAUGGCAUUAACAUGCGUUUUUGGUGAUCCAAUCACAAGUUGGCUGCCUGAGUAUGUGUGUUCACAAAUGCGGUGCUAAGAGUGCAACGUGUACCCAAGAUGUAUGUGCAAGACAUUAGACCCAUUAGUAAUAUAGACAGGGUAAUUUGAGGGUGCUUUAUACUAGAAUAGCAGUCAGCCAGCUGCAGGUACGUUACACCUUUAAAACUUUCCAGGAUACCCAGCACCCACACAUUAUCAGUCUGGAACUUAAAUACAGAAGGAAGCAAGUGAGUAAAUCUUUCAGUGUUUAUCACAGGUCAAGUCUUGGGCUAGCUCUUCAUAUGUAUAGAUCUGGUGGAUUGCCAGAGUCAAAGCCCUAGUAUUUGGUAAUGCCAACAUUAUGCCUACACAUUAAGUUCUAAUGUCAGGAAGUGAAAACACAGUAUUGUGCAAAGUAGUUCUGUAGGUUCAUCAGGACUCUUGAUAUAUUCUGCCUGGAUAAACAUGAAUA
This is a messenger RNA of Oreochromis niloticus (Nile tilapia), 3648 nucleotides long. RefSeq names its product ring finger protein 10 (gene rnf10). The transcript has 17 exons. The record is from RefSeq and is a predicted model, not a curated record. Gene Ontology annotation, molecular function: metal ion binding; transcription cis-regulatory region binding. Gene Ontology annotation, biological process: positive regulation of transcription by RNA polymerase II; positive regulation of myelination. NCBI's taxonomy places the organism in Eukaryota, Metazoa, Chordata, Actinopteri, Cichliformes, Cichlidae. Bases 402 to 2774 code for a protein of 790 amino acids.